This is a messenger RNA of Peniophora sp. CBMAI 1063, 3213 nucleotides long. The record is from the annotation of a GenBank genome assembly. NCBI's taxonomy places the organism in Eukaryota, Fungi, Basidiomycota, Agaricomycetes, Russulales, Peniophoraceae.
AUGGUCUUGACGACGCUUCGCCCAUGGCCGCGCGUGUGCGCCGCCAUCGGGCAGCCCCGAGCGCGCGAAACAGCGCGUCGCGCAGGCACAUCUCGCGUCUUCCAUAGCAGCAGGCGUGCUAGGGACGCUUCAAAGCCUUUGGAGGUCACCGAGUCAGGUAUACCCUACUCGAAGCUGACCAUCGGUGUACCGCGGGAAACCUUCCCCAAUGAGCGCCGCAUAGCGAUGACGCCCGCAAACGCAGCACUGCUGCUCAAAAAGGGGUUCGGUCGUGUCCUCAUCGAGACAGACGCCGGUGUGCAUGCGCAGUUUGCCAACGACGCGUUCGCCAGUGCGGGCGCGACCAUCGGCUCGCGCGACGAUGUCUUCGCGAACGCGGACGUGUUGCUCAAGGUGCGCCCGCCGACAUUCGGCGCUGAAGCAGAGCACAUCAAGAAAGGUGCCACGCUCGUGAGCUUUCUGUAUCCCACGCAGAACAAGGAAACGGUCGAGGUGCUCGCGAAGCGCGGCGUGAAUGCGCUUGCCAUGGAUAUGGUACCGCGUAUCUCGCGUGCGCAGACUUUCGACGCUUUGAGUUCAAUGGCUAAUAUCGCUGGAUACAAGGCCGUCUUGGAGGCGGCCAAUCACUUCGGAAGUUACAUGACCGGUCAAGUCACGGCUGCAGGAAAGGUGCCACCAUGCAAAGUACUCGUCAUUGGCGCAGGUGUCGCCGGUCUGAGUGCCAUUGCAACAGCUCGUCGUCUCGGUGCGAUCGUACGCGGUUUCGAUACGCGCUCGGCGGCGCGUGAACAGGUCCAAUCUCUCGGUGCUGAAUUCAUAGAGGUCGAAAUAGAGGAAGAUGGCUCUGGUGGUGGCGGAUACGCUAAAGAGAUGUCUAAGGAGUUCAUCGAGGCUGAGAUGGCGCUGUUCAUGCAGCAAUGCAAGGAAGUUGACAUCGUGAUCACUACGGCUCUCAUUCCUGGCAGGCCUGCGCCCAAGCUCAUCACUAAUGCUAUGGUGGCUGCUAUGAAACCUGGAUCGGUUAUUGUGGACAUGGCUGCUGAGCAGGGCGGUAACUGCGAAGCGACCAAGCCUGGCGAGCUACACGUACACCGCGGCGUGACCAUCAUCGGAUACACCGAUCUUCCCUCGCGCUUGCCGACCCAAUCAUCGACGCUCUACUCAAAUAACGUUACCAAGUUCCUUCUCUCAAUGACACCCCCGAACAAGGCGGGCGAGUUCCUCCUCGAUGUCAAAGACGAAGUCGUACGCGGAGCUCUAGUGACGCACAAUGGUCAACUCCUUGCUCCCGUACCUCGCGCGCCGGUCGUAGCGUCCGUUCCGCCCGCCACCCAGUCGAAGAAGGAUGAAAAGCCCGAGACGCUUGCGUUGACGCCCUGGCAGAAGGCUACGCGCGAAGUGGCGACUGUAACGGCAGGGAUGGGAUCCGUCGUGGCGCUCGGCAAGCUUACUGGCCCGUUGUUCAUGUCGAACUUCUUUACUUUUGGUCUUGCUGGGCUUAUUGGAUACCGUGUGGUCUGGGGAGUCGCUCCUGCGCUGCACAGUCCUCUGAUGUCCGUCACAAACGCGAUCUCGGGUAUGGUCGGUAUCGGUGGUCUCUUCUUGAUGGGCGGUGGAUACUUCCCCGGCACAAUCCCGCAAGUACUCGGUGCUCUGUCGGUGUUGAUGGCGAGCGUGAACGUCGCGGGCGGUUUCGUCAUCACGAAGCGCAUGCUGGACAUGUUCAAACGUAAGACCGACCCGCCCGAGUACAGCUGGCUCUAUGGCGUACCGGCCGCGGUAUUCACGGGUGGCUUCCUGGCCGCGGCUAGCACAGGAAUGGCGGGCCUCGUUCAAGCGGGAUACCUGACCAGCUCCAUCCUCUGCAUCGGCUCUCUCUCCGGCCUCGCAUCCCAAACGACCGCUCGACAAGGCAACAUCCUCGGCACCCUCGGUGUCGGGUCUGGUAUCCUCGCCUCCCUCGCUGCCGUAGGAUUCCCGCCGGAGGUGUUGGCGCAGUUCGCCGGUGUAGCUGCUAUUGGCGGUGGGAUUGGAACGUUGCUUGGGAGGAGGAUCACGGCAACGGAGUUGCCGCAGAUGGUCGCGGCACUGCACUCAGUCGUCGGUCUUGCCGCAGUGCUCACCAGUAUCGGAAGCGUCCUCGGAUCGCUCGAGCAUCUCACCAUGCUACACAUCGUCACGGCGUACCUCGGCGUUAUCAUCGGUGGUGUGACGUUCACCGGCAGUAUCGUCGCGUUUUUGAAACUCGCAGGGAAGCUGGCGAGUCGCCCGCUCGUAUUGCCCGCACGCCAUCUGGUCAAUGGGUCGCUGUUGGGAUCAAAUCUGCUCACGAUGAGCGCGUUCAUUUCGAAUGUGCCCAAGGCGGCGGGUGUGGCGGCGGCGUACCUUGGUGUUAGCACGUUUUUGAGCUUCGUGAAGGGGUAUACGCUUACUGCUGCUGUUGGCGGAGCUGAUAUGCCUGUGGUCAUCACCGUCCUGAACGCCUAUUCCGGCUUCGCUCUCGUCGCUGAAGGAUUCAUGCUGGACAACCCACUCCUCACGACAGUUGGCUCGCUCAUCGGCGUCAGCGGCUCGAUUCUAUCGUACAUCAUGUGUGUAGCGAUGAACCGGUCGCUCACGAACGUCCUAUUCGGCGGUGCAGCGCCACCCGCGACGCAAGGGGACUACAAGAUCGAGGGGACUGUUACGCAGACAAAUGUGGAUGAUGUGGUGGAUUCGCUCGCGAACGCUGAUAGCGUGAUUCUUGUUGUGGGAUACGGUAUGGCUGUGGCCAAGGCCCAAUACGCUAUCUCGGAGAUUGUCUCGAUGCUCAGGGCCAAAGGCGUCAACGUGCGCUUCGCAAUCCACCCCGUAGCCGGCCGCAUGCCAGGCCAAUGUAACGUCCUCCUCGCCGAGGCGUCCGUACCCUACGACAUCGUACUCGAGAUGGACGAGAUCAACGACGACUUCGACGACACAGACGUAACGCUCGUCAUCGGCGCCAACGACACCGUUAACCCCAUCGCGCUCGAGCCCGGAAGCGCUAUCGCCGGCAUGCCCGUGUUGCGCGCGUGGAAGAGCAAACAGGUCAUCAUCAUGAAACGCGGGAUGAGCUCAGGAUAUGCGGACGUGCCGAAUCCGAUGUUUUAUAUGCCGAAUGCGAAGAUGUUGUUUGGGGACGCGAAGGACUCUUGCGAUGCUAUCAAGCGUGCGCUUGAGACGCGCGAGAAGUGA